This is a messenger RNA of Capronia epimyces CBS 606.96, 327 nucleotides long. RefSeq lists its product as uncharacterized. The transcript has 3 exons. Gene Ontology annotation, cellular component: mitochondrial large ribosomal subunit. The coding region runs from base 1 to 327 and encodes 108 amino acids. Gene Ontology annotation, molecular function: structural constituent of ribosome. Lineage: Eukaryota; Fungi; Ascomycota; Eurotiomycetes; Chaetothyriales; Herpotrichiellaceae. The record is from RefSeq and is a predicted model, not a curated record.
AUGUUCAGACCAACCGCGCCUCUGUCAGGAGGUCUGUUAUGGAAAAUUCCAUGGCGACUGUCCCCGAUGCAAAAGGCACGUCAACGAAAGCGGCUCAGACUCGUCGACAAGGUAGUCGAUACCGUCAGCACAGCAUUGCAAAAUAACGGUGGGAUGACGGCGAAGGCCGUGGAGAGAUGGUAUCAAGAGAUGCCUAGGGAAGAGGAGAUGCUCCCAAAAGACAAAUAUACCAUCUUCGAUCGCAAAGAGAAGAAAUAUCGCAAAGGCAUCCACAAACUACCCAAAUGGACACGCCUUAGCCAAAGGGUGAACCCUCCUGGAUUCUGA